AUGUCUGGAGCAGCGACACCCCACGCGUCUGCCUCGACACGCGCCUCACUCCCACCUACAGGUGCGGCAACACCGGCUCUACCUCCCCAGGCACCCACCAACCCAGGCCUCCCUCCGCCGUCAACCUUUGACGUCCUUCCCGACCUCCACAAGCUCCUCAGACGCUUGCUGGACACGUCUGCUCAGCCACCAGCACCUACGCCGACUCCUGUUCAGCCCUCCGCGGAUGGUCCACUCGAAAUCCAGCACGUACCUACUGCCGCGACAGAUGUCAAGCUCAAGAUACAAAAGGCACGACGCGCCGUCAUGGCCUUGCCGGAUAUCGACAGGACGUGCGAGGAUCAGCAAGAGGAGAUCGAGGAACUGGAGUUGAGGAUUACGCGAUUGAAGGCUUCAUUGAGGGAGCUAGGUCGGCCAACGGAUGAGUUAGAGGAGGGAGACCAGAGUCAAACAUCCAUUGACUGCAUGGACGCGUUAGAACUGGCUCUUACACAAGGAAAUUGA
Molecule: messenger RNA, 504 nt
Organism: Dothidotthia symphoricarpi CBS 119687
Lineage: Eukaryota; Fungi; Ascomycota; Dothideomycetes; Pleosporales; Dothidotthiaceae
Exons: 2
Coding region: 1-504 (167 amino acids)
Biological process (GO): regulation of transcription by RNA polymerase II
Cellular component (GO): mediator complex
Molecular function (GO): transcription coregulator activity
Source: RefSeq, a predicted model, not a curated record